Messenger RNA from Cucurbita moschata (crookneck pumpkin), 745 nucleotides. RefSeq names its product protein CRABS CLAW. The record is from RefSeq and is a predicted model, not a curated record. The transcript is spliced from 7 exons. Bases 98 to 616 code for a protein of 172 amino acids. NCBI's taxonomy places the organism in Eukaryota, Viridiplantae, Streptophyta, Magnoliopsida, Cucurbitales, Cucurbitaceae. Gene Ontology annotation, biological process: floral meristem determinacy; multicellular organism development; leaf development. Gene Ontology annotation, cellular component: nucleus.
CCUAACCCUAACAACCCUCUGCCCCACUCUCUCAAACCCUUCCUCCCCCAAUUUUCCUCUUCACCUUCUUCCCUUCCCUUUCAGACAACAACACUUAAUGAGCUCCGAAGACAAAUCUUCCAUGGAUUUGGUCCAACCUUCUGACCAUCUUUGCUAUGUCAAAUGCAACUUUUGCAACACUGUUCUUGCGGUUGGAAUUCCAUGCAGACGUUUGUUGGAUACAGUGACAGUGAAAUGUGGUCAUUGUAGUAAUCUCUCCUUUUUGAGCACAAGACCUCCUUUACAAGGCCAAUGUAUUGAUCAUCCUCUCAGUUUUCAGUCUCAGGUUGGCUUCUCCAAUGAUAUCCGAAAGGGGGCAUCGACAUCGUCGUCGUCGUCGUCGUCUUCGAUGGCUAAUGAGUCCCCCUCUGCAAAUUUUGUUGUGAAACCCCCUGAGAAGAAACACAGGCUGCCAUCUGCAUACAAUCGUUUCAUGAAAGAGGAGAUUCAACGAAUCAAAGCUGCCAACCCAGAAAUCCCACAUCGAGAAGCAUUCAGUGCAGCAGCCAAGAACUGGGCUCGAUACAUUCCAAAUUCAGCUGAUGGGUCGGCUUCUGGGACUCACGACAAUGAAUGAAAAGGGUUUAGGGCAAAUCAAGUGGAUGUCUAGGGUUUCAUAAAGUUUAAGAUUGGGCAUGUUUGUGUCUCGAUGUCUUCUCCAAUUUCAUGUCUUGCUUAGUGUUGUGUUUUUUUUUUUUUUUUUUUU